UGCUGCCGCAACAUCGCCCAUAUAUGACUUGGGCACGAUGGAUUUGCACUAUCUGCUGGUAUUCUCUUGCCAUCGACGCCUAUCGCUACCCGUACCAUUCAAGUAUGACACCAUUUUUCCCAGCGCAAGAAGCUAUCUUCAGUGUCAUCUCGACACAUUUUCGGACGGAAUCAUUGGGCAUAUCAUCUGUGGUCUCUAUUAGCCGGAGAGUAAACCGAGAUCACAGAGUUUUGCGUAUCGUGAUGGCCAGCGAUAAGCCCCAGGGAGCAAUGAAUGGAAGCGUUAUAGUCUGCAUGACCAAGAUUGGUCGUUUUAGAGAAGUGAUCACUCUUUAGGGCGAGCCAUGGAAGGCAUCGAAUUUACGAGGAUUUAAAGCCUCGAACAUGUGGGUCGCCGUCGAGACUGUAUGUUGGGAACGCGUCAGAUUUUACACGUUGAUACUUAACUGCGUAGUAUAUGGACUGCCAGAACUAUACCUUGUACAUCCUAAUAUAUAUAUGGGCGCUGUUCGUUUAGUAAUCGUCCCUAGUUAAUUGCUGA
This is a messenger RNA of Guyanagaster necrorhizus, 540 nucleotides long. RefSeq lists its product as uncharacterized. The coding region runs from base 24 to 335 and encodes 103 amino acids. The transcript is spliced from 3 exons. The record is from RefSeq and is a predicted model, not a curated record. NCBI's taxonomy places the organism in Eukaryota, Fungi, Basidiomycota, Agaricomycetes, Agaricales, Physalacriaceae.